AUGAACCCUCUCAGCCCCUCUCCCCAGCCACAAAACGAGGAUGAAAAGCAACAGCAACAAUCCUACUAUGACUGGCUGCGUGAACAGUACAACAUCCAAUACGAAAAAUGGUAUCCCUGGAUCGAAGACCAGUAUCUGAAGUGGUUCGGAAAAGGCGAUAACAAAGCUUCCUAUGUUACUAAGGACACGCUGAGCAAGUCCAAGGUGACUGGAAUCAAACAGGUGGAUCAGCUACAGGAUGACGUGCAUGAUCUAGUUGGAAAUCAGCUUGGCGAUAAUGGAUUGCUUUCGCCUGUGGGCAAGAUUGUUUCGAAAGAGGGGAUUAAUCGGGCGGAGAGGAAGGGGAAGGAUGAGGAUGGAAGAUAUGGGUUUGGUGGUUUUGGUAUUCCAGGGAGAUGA
Aspergillus nomiae NRRL 13137 is the source of this 399-nucleotide messenger RNA. RefSeq lists its product as uncharacterized. Lineage: Eukaryota; Fungi; Ascomycota; Eurotiomycetes; Eurotiales; Aspergillaceae. The record is from RefSeq and is a predicted model, not a curated record. The coding region runs from base 1 to 399 and encodes 132 amino acids. The transcript is spliced from 2 exons.